This is a messenger RNA of Amaranthus tricolor (Joseph's coat), 538 nucleotides long. RefSeq names its product non-specific lipid-transfer protein 2-like. Gene Ontology annotation, biological process: lipid transport. The record is from RefSeq and is a predicted model, not a curated record. NCBI's taxonomy places the organism in Eukaryota, Viridiplantae, Streptophyta, Magnoliopsida, Caryophyllales, Amaranthaceae. Bases 118 to 405 code for a protein of 95 amino acids. The transcript has a single exon.
CAACUCACACUCUCACAACUUUCAUCCCUUAGCUAUAAUCUCUUUUAAACAAAUCCUCUCAUCUAGAAUUAAGAUAUCAUUAGGUCAUUUUAAUUCUCUAUUUUCUAAGCAUUUGUCAUGGCCAAGAAAAUAGCUUCCUUAGCCCUACUCGUGGUGAUUGUCAUGGUGGUGUUACUAGUGGAGACACCAACCACCAAGGCAGUUACUUGUAGUCCGGUGCAACUAAGCCCUUGCGCUCCGGCAAUCAUAUCUAGCCAACCACCAUCAAGCGUAUGUUGUUCAAAAUUGAAGGAGCAAAAACCUUGCCUUUGUACAUACUACAGAAACCCUACACUAAGACAAUAUAUUAACUCCCCUGGUGCUAAACGUGUAGCUUCCACUUGUAAAGUGAGCGUUAAAUGUUAAAUAUAGUAUUUAUUAGACUAUUUUAACCUUCGUAAUUAAGGUCAUAAUCAUUACAUAAUAGUGAUUAAGAAGGCUAUGGGGUGGUUUAUUAAAUAAGUCAUUAUAGUUUAAAUUUACAUUUGUGUUGGGAUUA